UCUCUCACUUUUUCCUAUAUUUACUUACAUAUAUAUGUUACGAACCCAUAUUUAAUUUCAAACAGUGAACCACCCUAAUGCAUGCAAUGGCCACAAAGAGUUAAAGCGCACAGGCCGAUAAAGUGCAGUUAUUGCAGCGCGCAAAAGUCUCCAAAAGCGCGCACACACCGAAAGAUGAAUGGAGAGGGCACAAUAAUGAUAAUGCACAUGGCAGAGCGAAUGGCGAACUCAUUUUCGACACAGCGAUGGCGACAUUCAGAAGUGAAUUCAACAGCGUGCCGAACACUUACAACCAGCGCCUGACGGCAUUGAAGAAAAAACUGACCACGUGUUUUCAGCAGUGGCGCCAGCAGCUGCUUAAACUUCACCAACAGCAGCAGCCCAAGCAACAGCAACAGCAACCCCAACACCAACACCAACAGCAGAAACAACGUGGCAGUGAACAGUUCUACAACAUUUUUGUGCGCGCGGACUGCUCUAUUUUGAGCGAAAAAGUUAGCUAUUUGCGCAAGUUCAAGAGGAUUUUCACAACACGCCAGAAUUUGGCGAGUGCUCGGACAACAGCAACAGCGGCAUCAGCAAAACAGCCAGUGCUUGGCAGGUGCAUUAGCCAGGAGGAGCAGCAGCUGCAUAUAGUGGCAAGACUCUUCUCAUCAACAUUGAUAUCGAAACACAGCUCCAGUGCAAGUAUCACCAGCUCCAGCAUGACCAUCAUGGACAACACCUAUAUUGGGGUGCGCGACGAGUACCCCGAUAUUGAUACUGAAAUACGCUCCAUACUGCUGGCUAAUGCCCAGAAUGGUAUCACGAUAUCGAGCAUCAAAAAGGAAUAUCGACAAUUGACGGGCACGGCAUUUCCGCUGCACGACAACAUCACGGACUUUCUGCUUACCAUACCGCAUGUCACGGCAGAGUGCUGUGAGUCUGGGAAGCGCAUCUUCAACAUCAAGCCCACCGAGCAUACUCGCCAUCUGCACGAGAUGAUCCUGCAGCAGCGACAACGCGACAGUGUGAGCAACCCAAUCCAAGCACAGGAGCCGCCACGUUUGUGGCGCGCCCAGUACAAGCGGCGCAUCCCUCAACACUUCAACUUUAAUCUAAAUGCAAGUGAGAAGCCUCCAGCCGUCAAGUUGGCCAAACUGCAGCCCCUGGCCACGGCUGCACUGCUGCCCAACGAUGUCUAUCAGGACAACUGGAAGCAUCUCAACAAUCAGUAUCAGCUCCCACAGCUCAGUGCUCCCAAGAACAACAUCUACUCCAUCGCUUCGAAUCCUGCACAGUUACAAGCAGCACUGCCGGCAGAGCAUCAUCCAUCCAAACACCUGGAGGAGUAUGCGCACAAGCGGCGUCAUGAAUAUACGCCCACGCCAACAACGUUGUCGUGUCCAUCAACGCAACAUGACUCCAUGUUCACGAUCAACUCGGACUAUGAUGCAUAUCUAUUGGAUUUUCCACUGCUGGGCGAUGACUUCUUCUUGUAUUUGGCGCGCAUGGAGCUGAAAUGCCGCUUCAAGAAGUUCGAAAAGGUGCUGCAGUCUGGUCUGUGCAUCUCUGGACAAACCAUAAGUGCUGCACGGCAGCGGUUGCGCCUGGUGGAGCUGCCCGAGAUGACACAAAUUAUUGUUAACAUCGGCUCCGAGGACAUAAUGCGCGGCAGGUCGUUGGUGCAGAUCGAGCACGAUUUCCGUCUGCUAGUGAAGGAGAUGCACAGCCGUAGAUUUGUGCCAGUGCUGACCACCUUGGCACCGCUGGCCAACUGUCGCCACGACAAGCAGACAUGCGACAAGGUGUCCCGAUUCAACAAGUUUAUACGCAGCGAGGGGCGACAUCUCAAAGUGAUUGAUAUACACUCAUGUCUGAUCAAUGAGAAUGGCAUCGUUCGAUUCGAUUGCUUCCAGAACGGGCCACGUAGUGUGACGGGCUCAUCUGAGCCGUAUGUAUUCUGGAACAAAAUCGGACGGCAGCGUGUGCUGCACAUGAUUGAAGAAAACUUGGAGUAUUAUUAGAGCAGAGCUGGACUGGAGGAGGAGUGGUGCCGGUCUGGCACCAGGCACACGUUUUACAACUAUUUCAAAAUUGACGGCACGCUGUUUGCUCUAAUUUUUGUUUUUAAGCCAAAAAUUGAAUUUGGAAUGUUAAUUUUUAAUAUGUUUUAUGUGCGUUUCGUUCUGUGUUAGUCUUUAGUCUGUAAUUCUAUG
This is a messenger RNA of Drosophila novamexicana, 2198 nucleotides long. Its product is annotated as maternal effect protein oskar. Lineage: Eukaryota; Metazoa; Arthropoda; Insecta; Diptera; Drosophilidae. The record is from RefSeq and is a predicted model, not a curated record. The transcript has 5 exons. The coding region runs from base 246 to 2006 and encodes 586 amino acids.